AUGCAGUCGUUCCACGUGAUUCUACUGAUAACUUUCUUGAUUUCGAAUUGGAGCAACGUUAUUACGUCAAGUGACCUUAUCUGUGACCACGUAAGACUUGGAUCCCAGUCUGCUACCAAGUGGACUGUGCAGUGUAUCACCAGUUCAAUCACUAAAAACUCGGCAUAUUUCAAUCCACUAUCGGUGAAGAAUUUUUACAUAGACAAUGGAACAUCCGUUCUCGCAUCUGCCUCGGAACUGAGACUCUCGUCAGCAUUUGCUGAAGUUGAUUUCCUUGUAUCACCUUCAGUCACUACAUUUUCAUUGCUAGCAGCUCCAGGAUAUCAGCCGAAAAAACUCGUGAACAUUCUCUCUACAGCUUUUGCUGAGCUCUCAGCACUCAGGGCAUUAUACCUGGAAGGAAUCCCACUUUCCCAUGGUAACCUUCAUUUAGUGCUGCCAUCUUCUAUCCAGACAAUUUCGAUCGUAAACUGCGGACUCAGUAACUUUUCGAUUGAGUUUGCUGACAAUUCUGCCCUUGCAAACUCGAGCAUUUCUUCGAUCGAUAUUCGUCAGAACAAAAUUUACGAAAUACCAGCUUUCAUUUAUGAGUUACCGAGCACAGUAUCAUUGAUUGAUCUUCGAGAAAAUGUCAUGAAUUUAUCAACUGAGUCUAUUACGAACAAGAAGCAGUUAAAUUCGUGGCUUGACGUUGAAAUUUUAAAAAUCGACGCAGAUACACGAAAAACGUUAGAUUUCCCAGCUCAAGAAGUAAGAAGUUCGAUAGUGGGCACUGCGACAGAUAUGGAUAAAUCAAAAGAUUUGUACAACCAUUCUGUUUCAGCCUCGUCAAGAGGCAGCGAAACUGUGUCUACAAUGGAGAAAGAUAGUAGUCUGGAUACAAUUCCGGUCGCGAUUGUCGUAUUUAGUAUAGCUACCAUUCUGGUUGUCGGCAUCAUGUUAGCGUUCGUAGCGCGAAAACGAAGGCGAAUGCAAAUUCACGAAACUGAUGAGAUUUUGGCUUUACCACAUCCUUUCGAUAAAUCAAUUUUACCCACACGAUCAGGAAGCUCGAGCCAUUUUACUACUACGAUCGAGAGUGAGCUCUCUGGAAGUCAGAUUUUGAGUGGAGAAGGCAAACAAGAGGUUGAAGAUCGUGACACUUGCUUUAUUGUGCCAAUGUCUCCUACUAAUUCGGAACUUUCGUACACUACAACAGCAAAUUUGAUCAACGCUGGCUAUGUUGACCUAAAGACACCACAUGAAUCAGACCAGCAUUCUCACCAUGACACUUCAAAGUACGAGCGUAAGGAUAGCAAUCAUUCUCUUGAACUGCUAAGUACUCACAGUACAGCAAGUAUGACGGCAUCAGAUCAGCGAAGUGCGGCUAGAAAUACUCUACGAUCAGCAUUGACCACGUUGCUUUCGGUGAAUAUCGACCAAGGUGCUCCAAUGUUAACUGUUAACACGUUUCAGUAUUCUUUCGAUCCACAAACUUCGAUCGAGGAAACUGCGUUUGCGUUUUUCGUCGAAUGCAAACUUGUCAAUCAAUCUUCUGAACACGCACUGUCCGGAGGAUUUCAAGUCAAACAGCUUGUAUUGAAAUUUUUUGUCGAGGAAGACGUUGAUUACGCUGGUCGCGAAAAAUAUGCUUUAAGGUGUAUGUCCAAAAAUGAAUCAGGUCGCUGUCAUGUUUCCCAGUUGUUCGACGACGCGCUUGAUUACGAUUUACAAGUUGGCCACUUCCAUGACGCUAUCACAUUGAAAUGCUCUAUCUUGGUGCUGGAGAAACCAUUGCAAGCACAUUUCGCUUUAUCUCGUCAAACUCCAGAACACCAAGUCUCUCUCUUUGUAAAUGCUAUUCGUGCUGUUCAUUCUCAGUCUUUAGUUCAUGGAGCACUCGACACGAAUAGUUUUACAGCAAAUGCAUCUGACGAGAAUCUAAAAUUCUCGGGCCUCGAGCAGGCGUCACGAGUAGAUCACAAUUUAUCUCGCUACGAUAUGGACAUUCUAUCAAGCAGCCAGGCAGAAUGCUUGCCACCUGAAGUUGCUGCUUAUUUAUUGGAGGAUACGCAUCAUUUUCGUGCAGCAAUGUCGCUGGACAUAUGGAGUCUUGGCGUCAUAAUUAUCAAAAUUUACGCUGCUGGACGCCGUUUGGAAGAGUUUAAAGACUGUAAAACAUCGUAUGAUGUGUUCGAGUGCCUGCGCGAUGUACAAACUACUGACAAAGCCGCAAACGGUUGCUUUUUCGAGCGAUCGCUUGCUCAAUUUGUACCAAACAGUGAUAUGAAGAGUCUCGUGCGUCAGUGCGUACAUUUGAACGCAGCAUCAAGACCUUCAAUUGACUUCAUUGCAAAGCACAAAGUUUUUCAGCCGAAAGAACGCGAAGUUUCUCGAGCAACUACAGUAACAAAUGCAGCUACGAUUCGAAUGCUCACAGCAAUUUUUGAAGAGAAACAUCUUUUAUCGUUACUAAAGUCUACCAAAUUACUUCAAGCUAUUGAGCCUGAGCGUGAAAGAAGUGGAAAAGAACUGAUGUCUGUUAAAAAUCAGAUCGUAGCACGUGACGACGUUACCCCUGAACCUUUGCCGCCAAGUCUGUGGCUUUUCCUACCACCAGUGGAUCUUGGAAUCGACUUAACACAGCGCGCAAAUUGCUACUCAGUAGAGCAAUGGGUUCUCAAGCUAAAACGUCUUCAACAGCAACGUGCAGAGGAAGUGCACUUUCCGCUUGUUUUUAUGUGCGAGACGUGUGAAAUUGGUUCUACAAUCCCGUGCAGUAUCACCACAAAUACACAAUACGGUGUCAGUGUCACCUCCUCAUUGCUUUCACUUGUAAUGCCACUUGUUCGAGAAACAAUGCUUUUUAUGGAAGCACGUGCGAUUCUUUCGAACGGACUAAGUGUUGGUGAAGCAAGUGGACUCACUGGUCCUCAGCAAUGGGAAGAAUUGCGAACGUUCUACUGUGCAUUAGAACGCAUGGAACUUGCUACAAUUAAUCCGGUGAAUGAGAUCGAGUUUGCACUGAUGGAGCAGCAACUUAAGUCUCAAGAUCAAGCAAAGGCGCGAAAAGUGCUUGACAAACUUACAAUUUUGAAUUUCAGCGAAGACAAACGCGAUUGGGCAGCAUUGCAACGUUGUAACGUCCGUGGAAAGAACUCAUCAUCAUUUAGUCAUACGCAGUGUAAUCAAGUGCAAGGGGUAAUUUCAAUAAGUCCAACCACAUUGAGUGAAGAACAAGGUUAUACAAUAUGUCCGUGA
Molecule: messenger RNA, 3240 nt
Organism: Plasmopara halstedii
Lineage: Eukaryota; Oomycota; Peronosporomycetes; Peronosporales; Peronosporaceae
Product: Protein kinase-like domain
Exons: 7
Coding region: 1-3240 (1079 amino acids)
Biological process (GO): protein phosphorylation
Molecular function (GO): protein kinase activity; ATP binding
Source: RefSeq, a predicted model, not a curated record